Molecule: messenger RNA, 949 nt
Organism: Hevea brasiliensis (rubber tree)
Lineage: Eukaryota; Viridiplantae; Streptophyta; Magnoliopsida; Malpighiales; Euphorbiaceae
Exons: 1
Coding region: 153-689 (178 amino acids)
Source: RefSeq, a predicted model, not a curated record
AAAUAAAUGAGAGUAAAAUUGCAACGCCAGUCAGCAAUUCCAGUUUUGUUUUGGCCAAAAAGAAAAGAAAAUGGCAAUUAAAAAAAUAAGCAACCAUCAGCCCCGAUGAGAAGCCUUGUCCAAGGGUUCUAAGGAGGUUUUAAGCUAUAGUCAUGGGUGCUGUAUUCUCUUCAACGACGACGACGACCGCAAACUCAAUCGAUUCUCACAGUUCCAAUUGUACCAUGGCCUCUGCAGAUCCCAAAUCCCCAGAAUCAGCUACUCAUAUUCCCCCAAAGGAUGAAAUGUCAAAAGAAGCCACAAAUUCCUCAAUUGGCACCCAAACCCCAGAAGAAUCAGAUCAAGCUACGAAACCUACUGAGGAAGAAGAAGAGGAGGGAGAGUGUGGGUUCUGUUUGUUCAUGAAAGGGGGUGGGUGCAGAGAUGCUUUUAUAGAGUGGGAGAAUUGCGUCAAAGAGGCCGAAACUAACGAGGAGAAUGUUGUGGACAAGUGCUUUGACGCGACUGCUGCCUUAAGGAAGUGUAUGCAGGCUCAUGCUGAUUAUUACGAGCCUAUUUUGCAGGCGGAGAAGGAUGCAGAAGAGAGGGUCAUGAAGGAAUUGGAGAAGGAAAAGGCAUCCGAAUCAAAUGUGGCCGAGAAGAAAACAGAGAAGGUUGUGGAUUCCAAAGAUUCGAUAAGUGGUAAAUGAGAAAGCUAGGUGAUUUUUGAUUUUUUUUUUCUCCCCUUGAAAGAGAAAUUCCUUUUGUUUAUGCUAAUUUUGGAGCUAAUUAAUGCAAUAGAACGAAUUAGGAAUUGAGAUUUACUUCCUAUUAUCGAUAUGGAUAUCGGGUUAAUAGGAGACGAUAACUAAAGAAAAUGUUAGAACAAAUGAAUGGUGAUUACUUUCAGUUGUAUCUACAUUUAAUUUAACAAUCAUUUUUUGGUUAUUGAUGUGUUUUUGGCUGACUA